This is a messenger RNA of Podarcis muralis (Common wall lizard), 3845 nucleotides long. It is a transcript of the gene PTDSS2, whose product is annotated as phosphatidylserine synthase 2. The record is from RefSeq and is a predicted model, not a curated record. Gene Ontology annotation, molecular function: L-serine-phosphatidylethanolamine phosphatidyltransferase activity. Gene Ontology annotation, biological process: phosphatidylserine biosynthetic process. NCBI's taxonomy places the organism in Eukaryota, Metazoa, Chordata, Lepidosauria, Squamata, Lacertidae.
GGCCUACGUGGGGUCACGAGCAAGCGGUGCUGAAGCGCCGCCUGUGAGCUGCGGAGCGCGCUGUUGCUCUUUGGGCUCGCCUCUUCCUCUCAGAUGGGGCGCGCGGAGGGGCCCGCCUGGUGCGCGCGGGGCGUCGCUUGAGUCGCCGCUCUCUCCCCGCCGCCUUCCUGCAGCCAGCCGUCCCCGUCAUGAGGCGCAGCGAGCGGAGAGGUCACGGAGGGGGCUCCGGAAAGGCAGCCCUGGAGGAAGAGGAGCAGCCGCCGCUGUCGGAGCCCAAUGGGGCUUCUCCCCCCGUGGCAGAGGUUUCGCCGCGACGCUGUAGGGGCGCGACGCCGGGAGCCGCCGCCGCCCCCACUACCACCACUGCUUCCACCACGACGCACGGAAGCCGGCGCAGCACGGAGUCCGAGGUGUACGAUGACGGGACCAACACGUUCUUCUGGCAAGCACACACCUUAACAGUCCUGUUCAUCCUGACCUGCACCCUGGGAUAUGUGACACUGCUUGAAGAAACCCCACAGGAUACAGCCUACAACACAAAGAGAGGUAUUGUUGCCAGCAUUUUAGUUUUCUUGUGUUUUGGAGUCACUCAAGCAAAAGAUGGCCCAUUUUCAAGACCUCAUCCAGCCUACUGGAGGUUUUGGCUGUGUGUCAGUGUAGUGUAUGAGCUUUUCCUCAUCUUCAUACUUUUUCAGACUGUACAUGAUGGAAGACAGUUUAUGAAAUUCAUUGAUCCAAAUUUAGGAGUCCCCUUACCAGAAAGAGAUUAUGGUGGAAAUUGCCUUAUAUAUGAUCCAGACAAUGGGACAGAUCCCUUUCACAAUAUUUGGGACAAACUAGAUGGAUUUGUUCCUGCUCAUUUCCUUGGCUGGUAUAUAAAGACAUUAAUGAUUCGUGAUUGGUGGAUGUGCAUGAUUAUCAGUGUAAUGUUUGAAUUUCUGGAGUACAGUCUGGAACAUCAGCUCCCAAACUUCAGUGAAUGUUGGUGGGACCAUUGGAUUAUGGAUGUAGUAGUAUGCAAUGGACUUGGCAUUUAUUGUGGAAUGAAGACUUUGGGGUGGCUUUCUUUGAAAACAUAUUCAUGGCAAGGACUUUGGAACAUUCCGACAUACAAAGGAAAAAUGAAGAGAAUUGCCUUCCAAUUCACGCCAUACAGCUGGGUUAAAUUUGAGUGGAAGCCAGCAUCCAGUCUUCGCAGAUGGCUAGCAGUCUGUGGUAUUAUUUUUAUAUUUUUAUUAGCAGAGUUGAACACUUUUUACUUGAAAUUCGUCUUGUGGAUGCCUCCAGAACACUAUCUGGUCCUGCUGCGGCUUGUCUUUUAUGUGAAUGUGGGAGGUGUAGCCAUGAGAGAGAUCUAUGACUUCAUGGAUGAUCCAAAGUUCUAUAAGAAGUUGGGUCAGCAAGCAUGGCUGGUUGCUGCUAUCACAGCUACAGAGUUCCUUAUUGUGGUAAAAUAUGAUCCCUACACCCUGACAUUGUCACUUCCUUUCUACAUUACUCAGUGCUGGAUUAUUGGAGUCACACUUGUGCUUAUUUGGACAGUGUGGCGCUUCUUUAUUCGAAAUAUCACCUUGCGAUAUAAAGAGAUAAGAAGGCAAAAACAAGAACACAAAUAUGGGAAGGACAAUUGUUUAAGCAACGGUGAUGGACAUCCUGCACUGGCAGAUGAGCACAGUGGGAAUAAACUCAGAGAGAAAGAACUUUGAACUUGAGUAAUGAAUUAAGGACUGAGAGAGUUAUUUUUCUUGCAAGUUUAACCCUCCCUAGUUUUGUAAGUUUUGAUGUUUUCUCAUGAAUGAGAAUCCUUUUGGAAAAGGUGCCACCUAAUCUCUCUUGAGGAAGGUGUUUACAACUAACGCUAGAAGCAGUGCUUCCCCCAAAAGGGGAACUCCACCUAAGUGUGGUGUUAUAAAUGUCUGUCAUCUUACAAAACGGAGGAUUAAACAGGUGCAAAGGGAAUCUUAGUAGCCUCAGUUCUGGAAAACCAUGGCUGUUUGUGGGGUGUCAGGAACACAUUUUAUGGAAUAAAUAUGUGCACUGUGAAAAACAGUUUGGUAUUUUCCGCUGCGACUACCUUGGACUGUGGUACUAAUACGUCCUCAUCCAUUCAUUUUCAUUCAACUAUUAAUACAAUAUCAACAAAAUAAAUGGAGAGAUGCAAUUGAAGCUCGAGAACAAACUGCAUAACUUUGCACAAUAUACUAUUGCAAACAGCUCUUGGGGGUCCUGGAUCUAGUUGCCUGUGUCUCAAAGCAAAGGUGCAUUACCUUGAAACAGCCUGCUAGUUUUAUACUGCAUCCUCUUGAUACCAAAUACCUCUUCAGUUCAUAUUUAUCCUGGUCUUAGGCCAGAAAGUUUAACUUUCCUGUCUGUUAGCUAAAUAGAGCAAGUGAAGGCUAUAAUGAACGUGAAAAAUAUUUAAUCCACCAAAGCCGUGUGUUCUUUGCCUUAUUUUUCUACCACUGAGCUGGUUUCUGCUCUUGCCUUGAGUCUUAGGACCGCCCCCCCCCCCAAUUGCACAUGGCAGAGCAUGUCAUAUGAUCAUCCAGAACUGUCUUUGUUACUUCUAGAGUUUAAGCUGCACUAGAUAAGGUGGAGUUAUAUCGAGGCAACUGCAGUGUGCACAGUCAGCCACUAUAUGCUAAAAGGCUACUGCUCAUGAGAGCUUCCAGUCCAAGAACUCUGGCUGUCUUAUUUGUCACUUGCCUCCUAAAACUCCAUUGAACAAAUGGGAGUUUAUGUUACAAAUAUAUUCUCUACAAUUAGAGUUGUCAUAGGAACGGGUUUCACAUUCCUAAAACAGUUGUGUGAAUUUUCUCCUUAAAUGUAACACUAAAUUAAUAUUAACAAAAUAACACUGUCUUAAAUCUGUUGAAACUUCUGGAAAUUUGAAGUGAAUAUCAGUUAAAAUGUUAGCCCUGUCCUCCCUCCUCUCUCUCUCUCUCUCUCCUCCCCCAAUAAAAUCUCAAAAAUGCUGCGGGUUAAAGCACAAUGCACAGACCUUGGCUUCAUUUCAUGUCAAUACUUGAAUGGGAAAACAAGUCUGCCUUUGCCUUGUUUCUACAAUGACACUAAUGUUCUCUUCUUAAACAAUAGACACUUUCAGCAGGGCAAAAUUAAAAAAAAUAUUUCCAUAUAAAUGAAUCUUAGAAAACUCAGCAAAUGAAGUAAUUUUUUUAGCAUAUAAAAUGACUGAAGGAACUCUGUUUCAUGAUGAUCAGAAUGAGGAAGAUCAUAUGAAGCUUAUUUCUUGAUUUGUGCAAGAUUUACUGCUGUUAAGUCACUGAAUGGGUGAUGUUUAUAAUUAGGAUUUUUCAGCUGUUCAGUAAUAAGAAAUACUAUGGCUAUAACUAGGCAUUAACAGACAUCUUAAAAGAGCAGAUGCUGAGUUGAGCUGGUACAUAAAAACAAGCCUCUCCCCACAUGGAAGCAGUAGGUUUUUGAAGUUGUUCAGGUUAAUUUUGUACCUGUUUUGUGAACUGACUAGAGGUAGUACCAGUGUACCUGUGCUAAUGUGGCCCUAGUUUUUCAAGGCUUGCAUAGGCAUAUAGUCCAUGUCUGUUUUUGUACUAGUAAACUCUGCCCCCUUGUAAUUUUGUAUUGUUGUGUCCUCCAUGUAUUCUGGUGGUAACAAGUGCAAUGGGGAGAACGUGAAAGGAAUUUUAACUUUGUUUUGUUUUUUGAGGAACCAAUUGUGUAAAAGUUGAGGUAUAAGGGGGGGGAUUGAAGUUGACCUCCUCUUAAAACAUUACUUUUGUACUGAUCUUUAUGUUUAUUGAAAUAUUGAGUCUUACAGUUAUAGUCUGGAUAACUGAACAGAUGUAAUAAAAGGUUGUUUGCUGGUG